Messenger RNA from Protopterus annectens (West African lungfish), 3346 nucleotides. RefSeq lists its product as uncharacterized. Bases 311 to 1441 code for a protein of 376 amino acids. The transcript is spliced from 5 exons. The record is from RefSeq and is a predicted model, not a curated record. NCBI's taxonomy places the organism in Eukaryota, Metazoa, Chordata, Ceratodontiformes, Protopteridae.
CUGUUGUAAGAACAUAUACGAUAAAGAAUUUACUUUAAGGAAAUAGAGACAAAGAGCAAGAGAGAGAGAAAGAGAGAGCGUGGCAAAGCGCAAAGACAGGUAACCAAGGCAGCUGGCCCUGCAGGAUGUAGGCACACCUAUUGUUUUUUCAGAUAGCAGGGUCCGUACAUCAGUCAGGUAAUCCAGGAGAAAGUAUUAAAGCAAGAAGUCAAAUCAAGUUACUCAAAUCUAAUCCACCUGCUACUCGAUAAACAGAUAGCUUCAGGUGGGAAAGAACAAGAGACCACAACAGUGACCUCACUGAGCCAAAAUGAGUACCGUGUACCAUCUGCUGGCUGCCAUUUUGUUCUUUAUGUCUACUUUGUGUUCAGCCACUUUCAGUCCUUUCUCACCAUCAAAGCCCAUAAAUAUCUCUGGUCUAGUCAUUGACUUAACACUUUUGAACAAUGCUUCUUCUUAUCUCCUAAAUAAAACUGAAGAGGAUAACUUGUUGAAUGGAGUAGUUCAAAGCAAUAACCAAAUAAAUCCAUCAGUUUCUCCUGAGGAUUCUGUCAUUAGAUUAAGUACAGAAGCUGUUACUUCCCUGGAAAUUUCCACCUUUGAUGGUGAACAAAAUACAGUAAAGAGGACACAUGUUGUUAAUUCAGAUUUAGGUUACAUUAAACCAAAUAUUACCAGUCUUGGAAGGUCAAAUAUAUCUGAAUCAGAUGAAGACUCACAUUCAUCAAAUCACACUUUUAGUGCAAUACAUGACAACAUAAAUAGCAGUGAGUUACCGAAGGCUAAUUUGUCAUUGGCAAUGGUCAAACCGCAAGGAAUGGAGACUACAGUACCAUUGCCCACAAUCCAAACCAGUGUUAGCAAAAUUUUAAAUGCUAUCACUCAACAAAUCAAUACAAUUACAAAGGAAAACAGCGGUAAUGAACAUGUGAAAAUAACAGAAGCUAGAAGUAUAACACGGGAUACCAGCACACUGCCAAAAAAUGAAAUUGGAGUAAAAGUACCUAAAGGGGAGACAGUUAAAUAUGUCAGUGGACUGACCAAAAGAACAGAAUCUCCAACGACCUUACAAGGAAGUGUGGCAAGUAGGGCAAUGGCAGUAUUCCUAGCCAUAGCGAUAGCCCUUGUUGCUUUCUUGGCAUUGAUCUAUUUCAUCUAUGCUAGGAGCCAGAGGAAAGACCUUUUCUCUCACCAUCGGCUCUAUGAUAACGGAUAUGAUGAGCCUGUUCAUUACCUUGAUGGUCCCAUGGAUUUUUAUGAUGGAACACCUAUGGAUGGGGCUUAUGGAUCUAUUGUGUCUGACAGACCAGCUUCCUUGCAGCUGCCAGCUCAAGCUUGUGACCAAGGACCACCACUUGGAAUUUCCAGCAUGGAACACCUUCGUGAUAUCAUUCAGCUUGACGCCAUACCUCCGCCAAAGAUAUCAAAGACAGCCGUAUAAUGAAAAAAACUGACUCACAAGUGGCAGUUGUAAAACAUGUACAGUUGUGACAGGCUGUAGCAUCACAAGGAACAUCUAACAAAACCAUUUUGUUGUACUGUCAUUUGUAGGUCUGUUUAAACAGUCUGUGUAGGCAAAUUUCCAUAAUGCAGGAGUAGUGUACCUGUUAUGUCAUUUCCUGAGUAGCCUCCAUUCAUUGGUUUUACUGUUACUGCAGGAGAGUGCUUGACCAAGCAUAGGAAUUGGGAAGUAGAACUGGGGUACUACUUCUCGAUAUAUUGAAAAGUAACAGGGCACACUUAGCAGUAGGUGUCCAUUGGACACAACAUAGCAGAAGUUUCAUAUUGUGAUAUACUUCUCAUCUUUGUUGAUCCAGCCAGAGGACAUGAUAAACCCUCAAACCUGCUUUUUAUGAAUCCUUGUGCAGUGCAGGUAAAAUACUGAGAUAGAAUGGAGUCAAAGGUGAGGUUUGUGGUAGGAACAGACCAAAUAAAUUAGUAGCAUGCAUGGUGUUCUAUGUUUUUAUUUAAUGAUCAUAUGACAUGGAUAUUUGUUAGUGACAUGCCAUGUAAAAUGGUCUUUUGCUCAAAAACUUGAAAGAAGUGAAGACAUUAAAACUGAAUUUAUAUUAUUUCUUGUAUUUCAAAGGAUUUCCUCAGUUUAAUCCUAUAUUUCUCUUCAAAAACUAAACUUUCCAUAACUUGGGGGUUGUAAUCCUUUGAGGUCAGCUUAAUUUUCCAUUGCAAUCAACUUUAUCCAUGCUGUCCCUCCCAUCGGGAUUAACAUAAUAGUAGCUGACUUGUUCUUUUUCUAUGACUUGCAGGAACAUAUUUCCCUUCUCACCCGCAAUGAAAUAUAAAAAAUUAAUAAUAAAAAGUGCAUAGUGCAUAUAAGUUCCAGAGUCUCCUCACUUUCCAUGUUUGUCACCUUUAAUAAAGAAAACCAUUCAGUCUGUGCUUUUUUCAAACAAAAAACUGCAACAACUAUCAGCUACCUCCCCUGUACUGUUGCCUCCAAUUCUUUGAGUUCUGUUUUUACUCAGUAACAAAAUAGUUUAUAAUAAUGAACGGCUUACUGGGGUGGGGGGGGGGGGUGCCACACCUCAGCUGUAACUACUUUUACAACUGAAAAUUAUCCAUUUCUGCUCUAGUUUUAUUUAAUCUACAAUUAUUAAAUGUUUCUGUUGUCAUUGAUUUUAUGUUGAGUGGAUCUUCAGAUCCCCUGUUGAUUCUCCCCCUGAGGGGCAUCUGUGCCCCCUCCUACACAAAUCCAUACUCUGUAGAUAGUUAGUUACACACAUCUGUACUCUAUUUGUAGAUAGCUAGUUACACAAAUCCACACUCUGUUUGUACAAAUCCAUACUCUAGAUACUUAGUUACACAAAUACAUUAUCUAUUGUAGAUAGUUAGCUCCAGUGGUUUCCAUGGACCUUUUUUCACGUGAAUAAAACUGCAAGCUGAAGUAAGCAGCCCAGUGCAUUUGCAAGGGUGCUCAAUUUUGGUACAUCAGUGACAGUUUUAAAUCUGGACCUUAACUUUACCAUAUCUUAUUAUUUUUGGCACUGUGUCCUUCAAUACACCAUUUCUUGUCAUUGGUAGAACUGGCAUAAUGCACUUUUACCAUAAAGGCAACUACAUGCUUGCUACAGGAAAAUGCAUUAUUUAUUAAGCAGUUUUACGAGUUGAAUGUGUUAAAAACUGGAAAUAAAAGAAUACUGUAAACAACCAAUUAAGAGACAUGUAUUUUAUAUGCUGCAUAUUUAUCACUUGAAAUUUCAUUUUUGAAAGCAGCUAAAAACGUGUACUAUUAUUGUAAAGCUUUAGAAGUGAAUAUAUUAAAUGUUUAGAUAAAUACAUAAAAUCUUAAGGUAAUAGAUAUUCAUUAAAUAUGAUAACUGCAGCUUUA